AUGGCCACUCAAGUUACGCCGUCAAAGCAGGCGGCUGCAAGCCUUGAGAACCUCAAGAUGAAGGACACCUGCAGUCCUGUCAAGAAACUGGACUUCGGUGUUGAGAACAAAGAAAACAUGCCCGUCGCCCACGAUGCGGUCGUCAAGCCCCAGACAGAAGUCGAAAAGCCCACCGUCUCUGAAGUCAACGCACCUGCGGAAGGACCUAAAGUCGCACCUACUAUCAAAGAGCUGGAAGCGGAUGAGCCCAUUCUUCAAGAGAACCCUCAUCGCUUUGUGUUGUUCCCUAUCAAGUACCACGAGAUUUGGAACAUGUACAAGAAGGCUGAAGCUAGCUUCUGGACUGCGGAAGAAGUCGACCUGUCCAAGGAUUUGCAUGACUGGCACAACCGUCUGAAUGACGACGAACGAUACUUCAUCUCUCACGUUUUGGCUUUCUUUGCUGCCUCUGAUGGCAUUGUCAACGAAAACCUGCUUGAGCGCUUCAGCGGUGAAGUCCAGAUCCCCGAAGCUCGCUGCUUCUAUGGAUUCCAAAUUAUGAUUGAGAACAUCCACUCCGAAAUGUACUCUCUGCUGAUCGACACCUACAUCAAAGACAACAAGCAGAAGACUUAUCUCUUUGAUGCCAUCGACACUAUCCCUUGCAUCCGCAAGAAGGCUGACUGGGCCUUGAAAUGGAUCUGUGACCAUGAGUCCACAUUCGCUCAGCGACUGGUUGCAUUCGCUGCCGUCGAGGGUAUCUUCUUCUCAGGCUCGUUCGCUUCCAUUUUCUGGCUCAAGAGCAAGGGUCUCAUGCCUGGUCUGACUUUUUCGAAUGAGCUCAUCUCACGUGACGAGGGCAUGCACACGGACUUCGCUUGCCUUCUCAUCCAGCAUCUCAAGCACAAGCCGGACCCCAAGCUCAUCGAAGACAUUAUCACCGAAGCCGUCGCCAUCGAGAAAGAGUUCUUGACGGAAGCUCUACCUGUCGCAUUGCUUGGUAUGAACGCCAAGCUUAUGCAACAGUACAUUGAAUUCGUCGCCGACCGAUUGUUGGUGGCGCUCGGCAACAAGAAAUACUACCAUGCUCAACAACCAUUUGGCUUCAUGGAGAACAUCUCUCUUGGCGGCAAGACCAACUUCUUCGAGAAGCGCGUCGGUGAUUACCAAAAGGCCGGCGUGGUGAGCUCCACCAAGAAACAGGAGAAGGGCGCAUCUUCGCCUAAUGAAAAAGUGGACGAGAGCAACGGCAUCAACUUUGACGAAGACUUUUAG
This is a messenger RNA of Exophiala dermatitidis NIH/UT8656, 1254 nucleotides long. Its product is annotated as ribonucleoside-diphosphate reductase small chain. Gene Ontology annotation, molecular function: oxidoreductase activity. Lineage: Eukaryota; Fungi; Ascomycota; Eurotiomycetes; Chaetothyriales; Herpotrichiellaceae. The record is from RefSeq and is a predicted model, not a curated record. The coding region runs from base 1 to 1254 and encodes 417 amino acids. The transcript has 5 exons. Gene Ontology annotation, biological process: deoxyribonucleotide biosynthetic process.